Messenger RNA from Rhinolophus ferrumequinum (greater horseshoe bat), 2913 nucleotides. RefSeq names its product SH3 binding domain protein 5 like (gene SH3BP5L). The record is from RefSeq and is a predicted model, not a curated record. NCBI's taxonomy places the organism in Eukaryota, Metazoa, Chordata, Mammalia, Chiroptera, Rhinolophidae. Gene Ontology annotation, molecular function: protein kinase inhibitor activity. Gene Ontology annotation, biological process: negative regulation of protein tyrosine kinase activity; intracellular signal transduction. Gene Ontology annotation, cellular component: cytoplasm.
UCCUGUCGGCCGCGUCCUAGUUGGUUGGACCAGCUUGUAACCGGGAGGGAGGGGAAGCUUGUUUGCUUGGAGGAUCUCCGCGCUCUGCAGGGUAAACGGUGGUGAGAUUCUCCCCGGAGACUCUCCUCCGCAGCCUGCGCUCGGCCCAGCCUUCUCUCUCCAGCUGUCACCCCGGUCUGGAGGCACUUGCCUCCGCCCUCCCGAAUGGUGCGCCUCCUCGCAGGCCUCGGCCCAGGAUCCAGGCCCCCUUUGCCCCCUGCCUCGGAGCAGCAGCUCGGGGUUCCUCCUGGUGGGCUGCGUGUGGCUGGGAGGGAAGAACUUUUGCGCAGACAAGGCUGUAGCUCUAGGAACCCCGCUGACGACUUGAAUCUCGGCCUUUAACCGCCUGUGAGGUUCUUCCUGUGCUCCUUUACCAGUGUUUGAGAAGAGAACCUUUGCCACCCAGAGCCCAGGGAACCUCAAGCUGGGGCCCUGGUCCCAGCAUGUUCAUCCUGUCUUGUGCCUAGGGCUGUGCCGUCUCCAGGUCGGCAUGGCUGAGCUCAGGCAGGUUCCAGGGGGGCGGGAGACCCCCCAGGGAGAGCUGCGGCCAGACGUUGUAGAGGAUGAAGUUCCUCCCAGCCCAGUGGCAGAGGAGUCCCGAGGCGGUGGGAGCAACAGUAGUGAGGCCAAAUUGUCCCCAAGAGAAGAUGAAGAGCUGGACCCUAGAAUACAGGAGGAGUUGGAGCAGCUGAACCAGGCCAGCGCGGACAUCAACCAGGCAGAGCUGCAGCUGGAUGAGGCCAGGACCACCUACCGGAGGACCCUGCAGGAGUCUGCGAGGAAGCUCAACACGCAGGGCUCCCACUUGGGGAGCUGCAUCGAGAAGGCCCGGCCCUACUAUGAGGCCCGGCGGAUGGCCAAGGAGGCCCAGCAGGAGACACAGACGGCCCUGCGAUACGAGCGGGCUGUGAGCAUGCACAAUGCUGCCCGGGAGAUGGUGUUUGUGGCCGAAGCAGGGGUCAUGGCCGACAAGAACCGGCUGGACCACUGGCAAGAGAUGCUCAACCACGCCACCUGCAAGGUUGAGACAGGCAGCGCUGGCAGGAUGAACGAGGCAGAGGAGGAGCGGCUUCGUGCGAGCGGGAAACCGCGGGUGACACGGCUGUGCCAGCAGGCAGAGGCGGGUGUGCAGGCCCUGCAGAAGACCCUCGCGCGCGCAAUUGGCAAGAGCCGCCCCUACUUUGAGCUUAAGGCCCAGUUCAGCCAGAUCCAUGAGGAGCAUAAAGCCAGGGUGACAGAGCUGGAGCAGCAGGUGGCCCAGGCCAAGACCCGAUACUCGGUGGCCCUGCGCAACCUGGAGCAGAUCAGCGAGCAGAUCCAUGCGCGGCGCCGCGGCCCCCCUCAGCCCCCGGGCCCACGGCGCUCCUCCCCAGUGGGUGCUGAGGCUGUGCCGGACGGACAGCGAGGACGGGACAGCGGGAUACUUGAAGGGGCUGAGGGUGGGGCAUCAGAGGGAGGCCUGGGGUCUGGCCACCCCGACGCGGACACCUGGAGCCUGCUGAGCAUGCGCACCGUGGCCUCGGAUCUGCAGAAGUGCGACUCAGUGGAGCACCUGCGGGGCUUGUCAGACCACGCCAGCCUGGACGGCCAUGAGCUGGGGCCUCGGAGCGGGAGCGGGAGCGGGAGCGGGAGCCGCGGGGGCCGCCACCAGCGCAGCAUCAGCCUAUAGCCUGCAUCAGGGCGGCCCUCGUGGGUGAGGAGACUCUGACUCCUGUCCUGGGCCCUCGGUUCCCCUGCAGAGGUCUGGUUGGCUGUGUCAACCCUGUCAGGUCCACCCCCCUCAAAGUGUCACAGGUGACACCUCUGCCUUGCCCCUUUAGGCUUUUCUCUGGCCCUCAUGUCCUUCCUUCCUCCUGGCUCCUCACGGUCCACACCCUUUGCUGCCUCAUUCUGACUCCUGUCCUUCAAUCUGGCCAUCCCCCUCAGGGAACUUGGUCCAGAAGGCACAGGGAGGCCCAUCCCAGGUGGGCGCUGGAGCUGCGUGGAUGGCUUCCCUCCCAAGGGCCCUAGUGUGUGGCAGAGCCCUCCUGACAACCCUGUGCUCCAUCCAGUCUGCCCAUGUGUAACCUGCGAGAUGCCUCUGGAGACACCACCCCAGCCCCUUCAGUGCUCCCCGCUCACAACCCAGGCCACUUAGCGUGCCCCACAGUGGGACUUGAGGGUGAAACCCAACACCAGUGUCAAUGUGGGGGACAUCACCAACUCCACACAGGCUCCCAUGUGCAUGGCGUUUUUCCAACAGGACUGGGCCCUUCGCGUCACCCACGGUGCUAUUGGGCCUGUAAUGGUCCUGGGUGGGGUGGAGAUGUAAGGAGGUUCUGGUGGCUGAGGCCCUGGCCAGCCCUGCCUCCGAGUAGGCCUGUACUAUUCUGGGUAGAGGUUGCUGCGCCCAGUCUCUGCGCCCCUUGCAGGACAGAGUGGGGAAUCUGGUGCUCUUCUCCCAACCCAACCAACCUAUUCCACGGUCCCCUGGGGAAUGCUCAGGUGUGGCUGCCCAGCUCCCCGAAUGUGGGGAAGGGGCCUGCCCUCCGCAGGGGGCAGCUCCAGGGUCGGGUGGUGCUGCCUGCUGCUGUGUGUUGGGGGACAAGAUGGGGAAUCCACACCAGGUCUGGGUGCCUUGGGGAACUGGUCCUUCUGUCCCGCCCUGGGAGGUCCGAUGGCUGGACUCUGGGCAGGAGGGCUGAUGCCUAGGUCUGUUGCACUGCCGUCGACGGGAGCAGUGGACCUUCACAUGGAAGGUGUCUGUUACAGGGUUCAGACAGGGUGGUCACAGUGAGAACCACUGGGUUUGAGGUGGCCGUGGGCGUGCAUGUGCUACUGUGUGGGAAAAGGGUCUGCCCUUGAUUUUAUUUAAAUAAAAUAGUUUACGUAACA